AUGGGCUGCUGUGGCUGUUCUGGAGGCUGUGGCUCCAGCUGUGGGGGCUGCGGCUCCAGCUGUGGGGGCUGCGGCUCCAGCUGUGGGGGCUGCGGCUCCAGCUGCUGUGUGCCCGUGUGCUGCUGCAAGCCCGUGUGCUGCUGCAAGCCCGUGUGCUGCUGUGUGCCAGCCUGUGCCUGUUCCAGCGGCGGCUCGUGUGGGGGCUCCAAGGGAGGCUGUGGCUCCUGUGGGGGCUCCAAGGGGGGCUGUGGCUCCUGUGGGGGAUCCAAGGGGGGCUGUGGCUCCUGUGGGGGCUCCCAGUCCAGCUGCUGCAAGCCCGUGUGCUGCUGUGUGCCAGCCUGUCCCUGCUCCAGCUGUGGCUCGUGUGGGGGCUCCAAGGGGGGUUGUGGUUCAUGUGGGGGCUCCAAGGGGGGCUGUGGCUCCUGUGGGGGCUCCCAGUCCAGCUGCUGCAAGCCCGUGUGCUGCUGUGGGGGCUGUGGCUCCUGUGGCUGCUGCCAAUCCAGCUGCUGCAAGCCCGUGUGCUGCUGUGUGCCAGCCUGCUCCCAGUCCAGCUGCUGCAAGCCCGUGUGCUGCUGUGUGCCAGCCUGUCCCUGCUCCAGCUGUGGCUCCCUGUCCCUGCUCCAGCUGUGGCUCGUGUGGGGGCUCCAAGGGGGGCUGUGGCUCCUGUGGCUCCUGUGGAUGCUGCCAGUCCAGCUGUGGGUCAUCCUGCAGCCAGUGCAGCUGCUGUGUCCCCAUCUGCUGCCAGUGCAAGGAGGCUUGCUUCCUCACAUCUCCCCAGCCACUGAUGUGAUGACGACAGGAGAGUCCCCAAGGCCAGGCCAACAGGGACCCAGCAGCUGUGGCCAAGUCCUGGAGUUCUAG
Molecule: messenger RNA, 861 nt
Organism: Prionailurus viverrinus (fishing cat)
Lineage: Eukaryota; Metazoa; Chordata; Mammalia; Carnivora; Felidae
Product: keratin, ultra high-sulfur matrix protein-like
Exons: 5
Coding region: 1-861 (286 amino acids)
Source: RefSeq, a predicted model, not a curated record